Messenger RNA from Pyricularia oryzae 70-15, 1544 nucleotides. RefSeq lists its product as uncharacterized. The coding region runs from base 375 to 797 and encodes 140 amino acids. The transcript is spliced from 2 exons. The record is from RefSeq and is a predicted model, not a curated record. NCBI's taxonomy places the organism in Eukaryota, Fungi, Ascomycota, Sordariomycetes, Magnaporthales, Pyriculariaceae.
UAGCCUCCUUCCUAGCAUUGUCUGAAUAAGCUUGCCAGGGCUCAUUACUUAGAUCAUCCAUCACUACAUGAUCAUCGUAAAAGCAAACUAUUUUCAGUACCAAGCCUUUACCUCUUUAAUAAUCCGGUGUUGCUUAAGAAGGUCUUGACCACCUCCAGCAGUCAUCAACCACCAUAACCAUAGGCUUUUUAACAGUCCUGCUCGAACUGCUAGUCAACACUCUUUUUAUUUUUAUUGUUAUUUUUUUUUUUCAUCCACCGCAACCAACCGAGUUUAACUAUACUCAUCCAUUCGCUACCUUUCAAAACGUUUUACUACCAAGUAUCCACUAUCAACGCAUUACAUUAAUACAUUUACCAUACAACAAAUUCAACAUGUCGUCACCAGGAUCUUCAGACUACAUGCGCAUGGGGAGGAGAGACUCAGCUUCGAGUAGCACCAAGAGGAGCUCCAGACCGAGACUCCUCCGAGCUUCUGCAACGGAGCCGUCCUUGUCAGCAUCGACAGCUACCCAUGGAGCACUUGCUAGCCCUCCGCACUCAUCGAGCAGACGGGCCACCGAUAUACUAAACCGAGUGGCCUACAUCAGCGGCACAUCGCCGCCCUCCGGUCAAAGCCCACUAUACGAGGGCAUGAAUGAAAGGAACGACACCUUGUCAUCAUCACCUACUUCUCACAGCACUGAUGAAUACUACACACGUCCUCACGCCUCAGAGAGGUACUUCAGCUUUCCCAGCUUCGACACUUGGGAGGGCCAAGAAGACAACAAGGACAACGAGGACAAAUCUGGCGAUUGAAGCGAAGCCUUAUCAGUCCUGGCACCAAUCAACGACAGAGGCAGGCCAAAAAGUUUCUAUUCCAUUUCCUUCUCCAGGGAAGCGGGCUUGUCUAGAGGCGCUUCCCGGAGCUACCCAAUAACGAUGACGAUAUAAUGAACCACCAAAACGAUAGCCCCCUUAUUACCACCACAGAGGAAUCAGCCAUCCGGAUCGACAGCACCAUCAGCUUACGAGGAUCACAAAAACCUAUUCGGAUCGAAUGCAGCAAUACAAGCGCAGCGUCGAGACCAGGUUCUAGCGGUAGACAUCGACGAUUGGGACCACGGCCAACCAGAGUACUGGGCCGGGAUUUCAUGAUCGUCGUUGCACAGAGCUGGGGCCGGUGUACAAGUACAUGGGUGAGGGACGAAGUGACAGGGCAUGCAACAAAAGGCCGCUCGGGACUAUUUUCCGGGCCGUGUCUUCCUUGUGUUGUGUUCUAUCCGUCCAGUCAACGACCGGCGUUGUGUGGAGGAGUAUUUUUUGCGUGGAAUGGAAACCGCGACGAAUGAGAAAGGCGAUGGAGCCAUGUAAUUGUGGAGAAGAACCACUUACCAAACUCGCAUGCAUAGAGACCCAACGCCUCUAGCCGAGCAUGACGCUUAAAUGGUAGAAAGAGAAUAACUAAAAUAAAAACAAAAUUGAUACCAAAACAACCUAUUAACCCCAGCCGGGGAACCAGUGCUAACGUGGGAAUGAUCAACGUGCCUGCAAGUCCAGAUUCUA